Molecule: messenger RNA, 1628 nt
Organism: Moneuplotes crassus
Lineage: Eukaryota; Ciliophora; Spirotrichea; Euplotida; Euplotidae
Source: the annotation of a GenBank genome assembly
UAUGGAGCAAAAGGUUCAAAUUAGGUCUAUUUCGAAUCCCAGAAAAAGCUCUGCUGGCCGGAGACCUCCUGAUGUAUUUAAAAAUCAGAAGGUAGCAAAGCCUUCGUUCACGACUGCCUUUACACUUCCCGGCCGAGUAAACCAGAUCAAUUCAAAUAUCAAGACUCCGAAUAAGCCAGAAUACGUUUAUGGCCCAACCAUUGGUAUGAAAUAUGAGGUGUUAAAUUCAAGUGCCGACCAUUUUUAUAAGACCAAACCUAGAUUUAAGACACCUUCAUUAAGAAGAGCCUCUGUGGUUAGUUCCGAGUCAGAAGCUACAAGUACCUCAGUGAUGGAUAUAGAAAGCGCCACCUCAAACAUGAAAGUGUACUACAAAGAUGAGGAAGAGCAAGUUGAUAAAGCCAAAAUCCUGAUAGAUGAUCCUUCGCGAGUCUCUUCAAAGCUCAGCCUGACAAUAAGCGGCUCAAAGGAGGACUCUAAUACCAAAAAGAAAGGAAAUAGAGAAGCUUAUGUCAUCUACGACAAUGGGGAUACAUUCGAAGGAAGUAUUCGCAACAACAGGAGGAACGGCUACGGUGUCCUACUCAGAGACAACAAGUUCAAGUAUGAAGGAGAGUGGAAGUUCGAUAAAAGAGAUGGAUAUGGCGUCCAAAAGUGGAACGGAAUCGGAGUCUACGAAGGCCUUUGGAAAAACGACAAACAAGUCGAAGGAACUAUGAUCUGGGAUGACAAAUCUUAUUACAAAGGACAGUUCCAUGGGGACUUCCUCAAUGGCCAAGGCACCCUUGUCACAGCAGAAGAGAUUAUUAGAGGAGAAUGGAAGAAAUCUAAGCUUAAUGGUCAAGGAGAAAGAAUUUUACUUGCUGACAAUUCACGAUAUGUAGGAAAAUGGAUUCAAGGAAAACUUACAGGUCAAGGAGAGUUUCAUAGUCCAAAUGAGACCUAUGUUGGGCAUUUUAGUAAUAAUUUGGAGCAUGGGAACGGCAAAUAAAGUGUAUUCAGACGGAACUAUAUAUGAAGGAAAAUGGGAUAAUGGCCUUCCUCAUGGCUUUGGGAAGCACACUCAUCCAGAUGGAAGUACCUACAAAGGACAUUUCGAGGACGGGUUCAAACAAGGUCAAGGAACUCUAGAAUGUCCUGAGUACAAAUAUUCAGGAGGAUGGCAAAAUGAUAAGUUCUAUGGCCAUGGACACUACAAAAAUAUUUACAAUUUGGAAUAUGAGGGAGACUUUGUUAACGAUGAAAAGAGUGGAUUUGGAAAAUUAAAAGUCUCCAUGCCAGAAGAAAUGAAGGGUAAAUAAGUUCAAAUUUCAGUCAGAAACUUACAUUGGAGAUUUCCUCUCUGAUAAAUUUAACGGCAAAGGCAAGUACCUCUUUGCAGAUGGAAGUGAAUAUGACGGAGAAUGGGCUAAUAAUAUGAUGGAAGGCCAUGGAAAAUUGACUAUUGAAGAUGGACAAGAAAUUGAAGGAGAAUUUUCCAAUGGAGAAGUUACCAAAAAUGAUGGGGAGAUAGUUAAGAUACCAGAAAAAUAUCGCAUGGAUGAUCAGUAAGAUAUCAAAUUCUUCCGAUAGCUUCAGAUUUAUAAAGUAUCACUCCCUAAAUAUUUUACCAUUGGCAAGAAUAGGUU